UCCACAAGCCGGCGUCUUGCGAGAAAUUAUAAUAUCCGUUUUGUUGUUACGACCCUGUGCUCUACACCUCUUAUCUCUAUCCCAUCAUGACCACAGCUAUACGGAAUAGACCAUACACGUCUACGCCUUCAGAUGCUUCUCGGACCAUAACCAUAAGGGAUUCGCAGCCUAGAGAAGAGGACCAUGGGCCUUCGGGAGAAUCACCUUCAGGCCAUGUAGGGGUUUUACGUCUGCGGGGUGUUCCACGUCGAUCCAGUCAACGAGUAAACUGGGGUGAAGAUGUGGUAGAUAACGAAGGAUGUGGAAAGAAGAAAUCCAAGAUAUGCUGUAUAUACCAUAAACCAAAACGUUUCGAUGAGUCGUCAUCGGACGAGUCAUCUGAUUCGGACGAUGACUCGGAUUCAUCAUGCAACCACGGACCUCAUCCACACAAUCAUGCACGUCCAACUGAUCGUCAAGGCGGAGGAUCGGCGAGCAGGAACCCUCCGCACGGUGGAGUAGUGCACGGGCUUAUGGAGUCGAAUGACGAUUGUAAUGCAUACGAGAAAGCGCCCCAAAAUCGAAAUGGAAGGAAGUAAAAAGCUUUGUUACAGCAUUGUUGUGUUAUUUCAUUUUACGCAGGAUAUGAUUAUGAACCUUUACAACCUGACGACCUAACUCGAGCAUUCUCUUCUCACCUCUAGAUAGGUGAUUCUUAUGUGUACCUUGCAUAUUUAUGUCAUGUUUCAC
Molecule: messenger RNA, 729 nt
Organism: Serpula lacrymans var. lacrymans S7.9
Lineage: Eukaryota; Fungi; Basidiomycota; Agaricomycetes; Boletales; Serpulaceae
Exons: 3
Coding region: 87-578 (163 amino acids)
Cellular component (GO): nucleus
Molecular function (GO): protein phosphatase 1 binding; protein serine/threonine phosphatase inhibitor activity
Source: RefSeq, a predicted model, not a curated record